This is a messenger RNA of Cottoperca gobio, 2308 nucleotides long. RefSeq names its product acetylcholinesterase-like. Gene Ontology annotation, cellular component: plasma membrane. Lineage: Eukaryota; Metazoa; Chordata; Actinopteri; Perciformes; Bovichtidae. Gene Ontology annotation, biological process: acetylcholine catabolic process; choline metabolic process. Gene Ontology annotation, molecular function: acetylcholinesterase activity. The record is from RefSeq and is a predicted model, not a curated record.
AUGGCGACAGCUUCUCCCUGUACCCGCUUCGCCCUUCUUCUUCUUCUUCUGUUGCCUGUGUUACAGACCGUAUCACCGGCCACUCCAGAUGACCUUGUAGUAGACACUAGUCAUGGGACAGUCCAAGGGAAGUUGCUUCCAGCGGCAGGUGGUGAUGUUAGAGCAUUUUUGGGAAUUCCUUUUGGAAAACCACCUCUGGGGAAACUGAGAUUCAGAUUUCCAGAGUCAGUGGAGAGAUGGAAAGGUGUGAGGGAUGCCACCAAAUUCCCAAAUACCUGCUACCAGUUGCCAGAUACAGCCUUCCCAGAGUUCGAAGGUGCAGAGAUGUGGAACCCAAACACUCCUGUGAGUGAGGACUGCCUAUACCUGAACGUCUGGUCCCCACGUAUCAACACAACCCAGACUAAGCCCCCCCCACUGGCUCCGGUCCUUGUCUGGAUCUAUGGAGGCGGGUUCACUCAGGGAACAUCCUCUUUGGACAUUUAUGAUGGUCGCUUCUUGAGUAAAUCUGAAGGUGUUGUUGUGGUAUCAAUGAAUUAUAGACUCGGAGCUUUUGGUUUCCUGUCUAUUCCUGACAACAAGAACUUCCAGAGCAAUGUUGGCCUGCUGGAUCAGCGCUUGGCCCUCCACUGGGUAGCCAACAACAUAGCUGCUUUUGGAGGUGAUUCUAAAAAGGUGACUCUGUUUGGGGAGAGUGCUGGGUCAGCAUCUGUGGGCUUCCAUCUGCUCUCCCCAGGCAGCCAUAGUCUUUUUCAAAGGGCUGUGAUGCAGAGUGGCUCUCCUAAUGCACCCUGGGCAACAAUAAGCCAGGAUGAGACCUGGCGCAGGUCCAUGAAGCUGGUGCAGUUACUGGGGUGUCCCACGUCUCCUCCAGCUGAUAUGGAAGCUUGUAUGCAGCAGGCUGAUCCUCUGAAAAUCUCAACGAAGCAAUAUGAUGUUCUCACACAGCCUGCAAUCGUAGACAUACCUUUUGUCCCUCAUGUUGAUGGGGACUUCCUACCAGAUACAGUUGAAGUUCUGCUCAGUACCGGUACCCUGCCAAAGAAAGAGGUGCUAUUUGGUUCAAACAAAGACGAAGGGACAUACUACUUAAUGUAUGGAUUUCCUGGAUUUAACAUCAGCGGUGAGAGUCUCAUCAGCAGGAAUGACUUCCUGAAAGGAGUGGCACAAACAAUACCACAUGCAAGUGAUGUCGCAAGAGAUGCUGCCAUUUUCCAGUACACUGAGUGGAAAGAUGAGAAUAACAGAGUGCAAAAUCGGAACUUGCUGGGUAGUCUGGUUGGAGACCGAAUGUUCGUUUGUCCUCUGCUAGAGUUUGCUCACAGGUACUCACAGCGGGGCGGUAAAGCUUUUCUUUAUUCAUUUGACCAUCGGUCGUCCGUCAAUCCUUGGCCAAAAUGGAUGGGCGUGAUGCACGGCUAUGAGAUAGAAUUUGUCUUCGGAAUGCCUCUGAAUGCAUCCCUGGGAUACACGAAGAAUGAAGUGAACAUGACCAAGAAGUUUAUGAAACACUGGGCCAACUUUGCCCGGACAGGGAAUCCAGGCAUUGAUGGAGCCAACUGGCCCGUGUUCACACCUGAACAGCAGGAGUAUGUCACUCUGAACUACAACCAUCCAGAACAAAAUAGGAUGAUGAGAGCUAAGGAGUGUCACUUCUGGGACACAUUAAUGCCAAAAGUACAGAAAGUCUCAGAUGAUCUGCUCUCUUGUGUUAAAGCAAACGGGAUGAUACACCACUGUAAUUACACCUUCCUCCUCUUUCUAUUGGUUAUAACUUUAACCUAUUGAUAGAGUGAUGAUCUCUACAUCCAUAUAUAACAGUUUACAUUAAAUAGGAUGGUUUGGUCUUUAAUAGUACUUAAAAAUGUGUGAUUACUGAAUACUUUGGUUUAGUUUUGGUUUAGUUAAACAGAUGGAGCAAGCAUCACCUGUUCUGUUGCAGGUACUGGCACUGUACUGUACGAUGCAUACUUAGUGGCUUAUAUUAUGACACAGGAAUGUUAUUUCGGAUUACUAGUUCAUGGUCAGCUGCCAUUAAAAAAAUUAAUUAAAAUUAUAUAAAAUGGUGUUUACAGUAAAUGUAAAUUUUUAGUGCACACAUAAUCUGAGAUCAGUUUCUGAAUAAAUUGCAGUUGACUUCAAACACUCAGAUUUGGAAACUUGAUUUACACAAAUAAUUUUUGAACCUGAAGAAAACAAAUGAUUUCCUUGUUCUGUCCCAAAUGUCAGGGAUGCUGUGGCUUUGUAUUGAUGUGUUGUCUAUCGUAUUGAUCAGUAACGAGCAUGUAAUAACCAUUAAAUAUUUGGA